Molecule: messenger RNA, 4137 nt
Organism: Haplochromis burtoni (Burton's mouthbrooder)
Lineage: Eukaryota; Metazoa; Chordata; Actinopteri; Cichliformes; Cichlidae
Gene: vipas39
Product: VPS33B interacting protein, apical-basolateral polarity regulator, spe-39 homolog
Exons: 18
Coding region: 1918-3477 (519 amino acids)
Biological process (GO): intracellular protein transport; vacuolar transport
Cellular component (GO): cytoplasm
Source: RefSeq, a predicted model, not a curated record
UGAAAAGGAUAAGCGGAAGCGAAUGGAUGGAUGUUUACAAAAUAUAAGAAAUAGCUCCAAUGUAUACAAAUAUAUUUAUAAAUAUCAAGAAUAUUAGAGACAUGACAUAUACAUGAUUGACAUUUUACUCUGACCUGUAAAACGUUGUUAUUUUACUGUACAGGAUGGGCAGAAGGGUGUAACUUCUGCAUUGUGCAUUAGAUGGAGGAGUUUUACGGAGAUAUCCACAGGCAGGAAUGAUUUCCUGUGUCGUUCAGUGGUGCCUUAUGGGUAAUCGCAGUCUCUCACUGAGUGUGGUCCUGGGACUGGCCAGCACAUCAUGGAAUGGGUGGGAGGUAUUAUCCAGCAUUGUCCUUAUCUUGGACAACAUCCACCUCUCAGAUACCACCCUAAGGGAGUCCAGCUCCAUCCUCACAAUAUUACUGGACUUGGGGAUCAGUUUAUUUAGUCUGUUGGCAUCUGUGACCCUCAACCCAACAGCAUGCAAUGGCACUGGCGGCAACAGACUCAUAGAACAUCCUAAGCAUUGUCCGACAGCUGUUGAAAGACCUCAGAGACACGUCUGGCCCUUCCUGUAGAGUGCAGUGGUGUUUUUAACCCAGUCCAGUUUAUUGUCUGUGUGUACUCCAAAGUAUUUAUAGUCCUCCACAAAGUCCACAUCGACUCCCUGGAUUGAAACAGGGGUCACAGGAUUCCUCAUCCUCCUAAAGUCCAGGUCCUUCUGAGAGGGCAUGUUAGGACUAGGAGGCAGCGAGACAGAAGGAAAGGCAGGAGUGUGUAGGUGAGAGUAGGACUCUAAGUGUUGGGACUGUGAUGGGAAAGGGAAAGAGGGUAGAUAUACUAUGAGAGACCAGCAAAGGCCAGGAGCAGUGGAGGUGGAUUCUGCUGUACCUUGGUGUAGAUGGAAAGAGAAAGAAAGUAGUGGUAAUGUUCGAGGUAGAAUAUGUAAAUAGGGUUGUGGCAGUAAGGAGAGUCUGAAAAAGGAUCAUGAUUUUGAAGCUAAAAGUCAAAAGGUGUGAAGUGGUAGAGAGUGUUCCCACACGGUUAGCGUGGUGAUUGGAGCGGACUUUAAAGGAUAUGUAGGUGAAAGGAACAUCAGACAAAUGCUUUUCUUUGUGCACUCGUGCUACAGUCAAAGCUGAUUUCAGUUUUUGAGUGGGAAGAGAAAAAUGGUGGCAUGGUCUACAGCUGCUGAGGGGUGGGGAUAUGGACAGGCCUUUAGAUUUGAAUGCACAAAAGAACAAGAGCGCGAUGGUAAAGAGUAAACUACAUUCAGUAAAGAAACAACUGCAUUAUUCUGUUAACACAACAUCUAAUAACAUCUGCACUGAGAGCAUGCUAACACAAAGCUAGCCAAGAGCGCAGAGUGAUAUUAAAGCUGAGUUGUAUGCAGACCCGAACCCAGCAGCCAGAGCCUGAACUUCAUCAUGUAACAAAGACAGUAAUGAGCAGUCAGGCUGCAGCGUCCGUUUCUACCUGUCCAUGUGUGUACUGUAGAAUCACCCUGGCAACCACUCUGCAGUGUGCUUUGGCCGAUUUUUGGUUUUACUUUGUGUUUAUGUGUAAAAAUUGUAUCCUCAUUAGGAUAGAGAUCUGUGUCAGGUUUAUACUGUUAAAAGUAAAUGUGUGACAGUUGGUUCAGGUCAUUUCUGGAGUAAUGAGAAAGUAAUGUAACAAGUAGUGUAAUAAAUUACUUUCUUUAGCGAGUAAUUAAGUAACGUACUUUAUGAAAAGUAAUGAGUAAUGUUUAACAGAUUUUUUUUUGACCAAUAACAUAAUAGUGCUAAUAAUACACACUGAAAAUGAAAAAUAUGAAAAGCUUAGCAUAUGCUGAGACAGUGUUUCUCACUGUGCGCCACUUCCUGACCUGUGAUCUCAUCACAUGAUCAAUAAGGAGAAAAAGAAUGACAUCAUGUGAUGCAGGCUGUCUUACCAGCUAAUAGCUUCCUUCCUUUUUGUGUUGACAAUUUAAAUAAAGAGUCACUAACUCUUUAUGUCCAGAUGAUUAAGAGUAAAGUUGACGAGGAAGACUACUGGCACAGCUCCAAGUUUAAAGCGUUCACCUUCGAUGAUGAAGAUGAUGAGUUAAGCAGGUUGAAGGAGUCUCGGCAGGCAGUAAAUAAUAUACGGCGGCUGGUGGAGGAAGACGAUGACGAAGAUGAUGUCGAGAGGAUCAGCUGGAGUGGCGAGCCAGUCGGCAGUAUUUCCUGGUCCGUUAAAGAGACAGCUGCCUCCAGUCAGAGGGCAGAUAGAGAGCCUGCCUUCCCCAAAAUUAGCACUGACACGCCAUCGAUCAGUAGGAGCCAAUCAGGAUACUCGCUGAGCUCUCUAUUCAAAGGAAAACCUAAGGUAGGGAACUUCCAGACCUUCAGUGACGCACUUACUGACUCGUCUGUCAGGCUCUACGCUCCUGAGCUCCGAAAACCAAAGUCUGAGUACAAGGAUUAUGUCAGUGAUUGGUCACCUGAAGAGACGGUUCAGAGACUUCAGCAAGGAAAGGCUGUGUCUCUGGAGAGGUUCCGCACACUGCAGGACAAACUGCUGCUGCUCGAUCACGCCAUUGCUGCUCAUGAUGGAAACGUCAUCACGGCUGUUUUAAUCUAUCUAAAGAGGACGCUCUGUAAAGAGGUUUUGUUUCGAGAGCUGGAGUCCAGGCAGACAGCUCUCAGACACUUCAUCCACUACCUGAGUGAGACCCAAAACCAGAGGCUGCUGCUGGAACUGCACAGAGCACUGGGCAGAGCUGAGGAUGCGGCGCUGCUUCAGUAUAAGGAACACUUGAGCAUCACAGAUGAAAACAAAAGACGGGACUUCCUGAAGAACUGCCUUAGCCUCCCAUUUUCUGCUGAGGACCUGGCCCAUGUUCAGGAUCACUACACUCUAUUGGAAAGGCAGAUCAUCAUCGAGGUGACAGACCGGCAGGCUGAGCGUGGAGGGAAGGUGGAAAUUUUCCAGAAGUUUCCCAGAAAAGCUUUGAUCCUCAACAUGCCGCUGAUCACCACGCUGUACUACUGCUGCUUCUAUCACUACGCUGAGCCAGAGGGGACCUUCAGCAGUCCGUUAAAUAUCCGUCAGACCUUUAAGAUCUCAGAAAAGCAGUACUUUGUGACUGCUUUGGCUGCAAGGGCGAAGCUGAAGGCAUGGCUGGACGUGGACGCUCUGUUUGCCAGCAGGAAUUGGCUCGGGUUCACCAGGAAGAAAUCACCACUGAGCUUCCAGCGAGUUGUUGACAUCCUACAGAAGAACUCCGCCCCCACACACGUGCUGCAGGACUACGUGGCACUUGUGGACGACGGAGAGUUGAGGCUCACUUUGGCUCAGAAACAUAAAUGUCACGACAUCGUCAUCAGUACAUACCGGGACAUGAAGGACCGGCAGCUGCUGCUGGGAUACCGUGGGAAGGUGGUGAGGGGCUCAGCGGAGGAGAGGAAGAUUGAUGACCUGCUCAGCAACCCGCAAAUUCGCUGGAAAAACUAACAUGGCUGUCACCAUGGCAACAUGAAUGUCCUUCCAGCCCAUCUGUGGCUGUCUGAAUCGAUGUAGCUCUGCCUACAUAGCCAGGAAGGGGGAGAGUCAUGACUCUGAUGUUCCUUUGAAAACAGGAAGUGACUAUAUUGAUGUGAGAAAGAGGGGGCGGAGUUAUUUCUUCAUGUUUCAUCAGAUAAUUGGACACACCUCUGACAUUAAUUCUGACAUCAUCACGCCAAAUAAAAUAAAAACACAGAUUAAUGCUUCAGGGCAGCAUGCUGGGAUACGGAUGCUGCUGCCAUAUUUGUCUGAGAAUGUAUGGGUGCUCUCAAAUGUUCAGGUUGCCACCUCUCAUAGACAGAUCUAUCCUAAAGCGAUCGGGUUUGAAGUUUGUCUAAAAGUUUCCCAAGUAAAACAAAAAUCCAAAAGCUGUGAUCAAUCCCAUGUUUCUGUUAACAUGAAGAGCGGACUGAUGUAUUAAAUAUUCCUGUACUGUGUGAGAAAAUAAAUCAUAACUUUUAAUUAAGAGACAUCAGAAACAGCUGAUUUUUGCUUAAUGGAUUUUUUUUAACCCUUUAUUUGUUCACAAACAUAAAGUGCAAAAUAAACACAAACAUCCCCAAAACCCAUCUGUCUGUUAAAAACAGCCAAUAAACAUUUAUAUAUCAA